This is a messenger RNA of Hippoglossus stenolepis (Pacific halibut), 2528 nucleotides long. RefSeq lists its product as uncharacterized. Gene Ontology annotation, cellular component: nuclear envelope. The transcript has 12 exons. The record is from RefSeq and is a predicted model, not a curated record. Lineage: Eukaryota; Metazoa; Chordata; Actinopteri; Pleuronectiformes; Pleuronectidae. Gene Ontology annotation, molecular function: zinc ion binding; nuclear export signal receptor activity. Bases 239 to 2233 code for a protein of 664 amino acids.
ACCCAGGCCCACCGGUCCCCCAUUAUGUCACAAAGAAGGAAAGGAAGGCACAAGAUGAAGUAGGAAGACACAGUCAGAACAAUGGGGAAGAGGGGAGAUCUCAAAUAGUCUCUGUAGUUGAGCCUCAGACUGUCCCACACAGGCUGCAGCAAAGAGUUGUUGCCCAAGCAUCUCAUCCAAAGAUCUGCACUGACAUCCAUAUUCAUCCUGAAGUAAAAAUCACAAGGUCUUUGUAACAAUGGAGAGUUGUGAGGAAGGAAAUGCACCUGAAUCCGAACCAGUUCAACGCACCCAGCCGCUGUGCCGCUUCUUCUCUCAAGGCAGGCACUGUAGUUUUGGCAACAGAUGUAAAUUUCUGCAUGUGAGAGAUGACGCCGGUGCUCACGAGAAGAAAGCUAACAGGACACCCAGCCAGCCACAUGUCCACCAGGACCCUGGUGGAAAUGUGGGGCACAGGCCUCCUCACCCUAACAAGUCCAGGGCUGGCCCCCCAGCCGCAGGACGCCGCCCCUGCCGCUACUUUCUCUCCGGCCACUGCACCAUGGAGGACAGAUGCCGCUUCUGGCAUCCACCGCAGCUCCCCUCGGUGGAUGACCUGCCUGUUUCUGGCGAUCAGAUGAGACCCGCUCAGAGGAUGAUACCAGUGCCCCGUCCCGGCAUCCUCCAGGAGGUCAAGCUGUGUGACCUGACUGAGGACGUGGCCGAGCAACUACGAGAGACAGAGAUCAAGCAGCUGAAGAAGCGUUUUCCCAAAGACAGGCUGAUUAUUCAGGAACGAAGUGAUGGCAAAGUAACGUUUUACAGGAUGACUGUGGAGGCCACUGAUCCAGACUGGCCUUUUGAUCUGAAAGAAAUUGACAUCAUGGUGAGCUUCCCAGACAGUUACCCACAAGAGGUUUUCACUUUGAAUGUACCAUUGGAUCAGGAUCUGCCAGCAGUUAUGGCAAGACAUGCACAACAAGCCUCUUUGGAGUGGCUUCAGGCCAAGCAUGCAACCAAUCUGCUUCGGGGAAAGGUAGAGCUGCUCUUCCGGCCUUUUCUGCGCUGGCUAGAUCGGAGUUUGGAGAGACUGUUCACGGAAGGAGCCAGGCAGUUAAAAAAAGAAAUUGACGUAGAAAGGGCUGGACUGCAGUUUAUACCAUACCAGGAGCUCCAGGCAGCAGUAUGUGAAAAAUCAGAGAACGACACCUCCUCUGAGCCUGCCUCUGACACCACUGCUGCUCCUGAUGCAGAUGGGGACACCAGUGGUGAAGGGAAACUAGAAAUGACAGAAGGUGAGAGUGCAGUGGACGGAGGAAAGCUGCCUCGUUCAGGCUGUGAUGAAGAGCAGCAGCAGGAGGAGGAAGUCAGUCAUCUGGUUGAGAACAUUAAGAUCAGUGAUCCCCGCAGAGGCACAGAGGUGAAGGUGCUGGGACUGAGGCUGGGAGAGAACACUGCCACCUUAGUUGCCCAAAAGAUCACGGUUUCUCUUGUGUGUAAUAGGUGUAAAGUCCCCGCAGACCUGAUCCUCAAUGGCCGGACAGCCUGCACAGCUCAAUGUGAAAAGUGCAGCACAAGCAUCAACGCUGCAUACAGGCCCUGCAUGCUGCACCAUUACAGCGACGUCCUGGGAUACCUGGACCUCCACAACGUCACACCUGCUGACCUGGUGCUUCAGGACUGUGACCUCAUUGUGGGCUGCCUCAGCUGCUCCCAGGAGUGCCCUGUCCAGAAUCUUUCCUAUGGACAAACCCAGGAGUUAAACUGUGAACACUGCCACAGCAAACUUAGUAUACUGGCUGAUAGCGUAAGAUUCCAGUAUAUUCAGCCCCGCACCGACAAAUCAGGUUCAAGUGCUGUUAGUUAUAAGACCAUAAGAGACCCUGCCGUGCAAAAGGGGAAGCCACUACCAGACAAAGGAGCAUGCAAACAUUACAAACAGAGCCAUCGAUGGCUAAGGUUUCCCUGCUGUGGCCGGGCGUACGCAUGUGACGCGUGCCACGAUGAUGACCAGGACCACCCAAUGGAACUCGCCACCAGGAUGAUUUGUGGCUACUGUGCCAAAGAACAGCCAUACGGCAAUGGGAGGCCUUGCAUCAGCUGUGGGAGCAUGAUGACCAGAGGCACUCGCACCAGCUACUGGGAGGGAGGACUGGGCUGCAGAAACAAAGUCAAAAUGAACAGAAAUGAUCGACAAAAGUACGCCAACACCAACAAAACGGUUUCCAGGAAGGCAGCCAGGGAAAAGAAGUAGCUGGUGAAAAAGAGUGAUGUUGUUUUAAUCGGUAAACUGACAUUAUGGUUUCUAUGAAAUAUGUGUUGCCUUAAAAAAAUCAUGUUGUUGUGAUCAUUCAUGAUGUGAGUGGGAGAAGUGUGAAUAUUCUGAUCUGCAUUUAAAAUCUGAAGCUUUGGUGUGGAUUGAGUGAAAAGACCUUGGUUUAGUAUUAAUCUCAGGUUUAACAGGUUAUCGCAUAUAAUGAGAUGGAGAGUGAGUCAAUGCAUGCAGGUCAUUUGAUUGUGAUGGCACAGUGUGUUAAAAGAUCAAAAGU